CCCCCCCCCGCGCCGCUCCGCGCCGCGCCCCCUCCCCUUCGCCCCCAUGGCCACCAAAAUCGACAAGGAGGCGUGCAGGGAGGCGUACAACCUCGUCAGGGACGAUGCCACCGAGGUGAACUGGGUGACGUUUAAGUACAAUGGCUCUACAAUCGUCCCUGGAGACCAAGGGGUAGACUACGAAACCUUUAAAAGGAAGUGCACAGAUGACGUGCGAUUGUUCGGCUUUGUCCGAUUCACCACCGGCGAUGCCAUGAGCAAGAGAGUCAAGUUUGCCCUCAUCACCUGGAUUGGAGAGGAUGUCAGCGGCCUGCAGAGAGCCAAAACUGGGACUGACAAGACUCUGGUCAAGGAAGUAGUACAGAACUUUGCCAAAGAAUUUGUGAUCAGUGACCACAAAGAGCUGGACGAGGAUUACAUCAAGAACGAGCUGAAGAAAGCAGGGGGGGCUAAUUAUGAUGCACAGACUGAGUAAAGGCAGGAACCUCCUGGCACCAUCACCUGGAUCUCAAAGGGAGGGCAAAGGCACAACAAACUAA
Molecule: messenger RNA, 539 nt
Organism: Ficedula albicollis (Collared flycatcher)
Lineage: Eukaryota; Metazoa; Chordata; Aves; Passeriformes; Muscicapidae
Gene: COTL1
Product: coactosin like F-actin binding protein 1
Exons: 4
Coding region: 47-475 (142 amino acids)
Biological process (GO): regulation of actin filament polymerization
Cellular component (GO): plasma membrane; site of polarized growth; cortical actin cytoskeleton
Molecular function (GO): actin filament binding
Source: RefSeq, a predicted model, not a curated record